UUUUUUACAGUGACGUAAUCGAUAGCAACGAACUGAGCAACGAGACUGACUUGUUCGCGUGCGACAAGAGCAGCAUAUCCAGCAGUUCAGAGCUGGAGGCCGAGCCGCAAGCGAGGGCGGUUGUGAAUAUAAAUAACAACGAGGAGAAGAAGAAAGCGGCUACUUCCAGGCGGCCCAGGAAGAGAUUCCGUAAGAGAGUCAAGAAGCGUCCAGUGGCUGAACCAGACUCGGACGCGUCCAGCGACUCCGCCGCGCCCCUCAGCCGCAUGCUGGGGGAGCGCGUCGUGCCCAACAUAGUGAUCAUCACUAAAGACGCCAAACCGCGCAUCAAAACGCCGGAACGCAAGCCGGGGAACACCAAAGACAAGGGCGAAACCAGAGACAAGACGGACACAGCCAUAGAUAAAGAGAAGAGUGAGCUGAAAGCGUGCACCAUGUGCAGUCUGUGCUUUAGGGGCGAAAGAGGUUUAAGGCGCCACAUGAAUAUGACUCACAUCACUCCAGAUGAUCCCCGAAAGCGCGAAAGAGACAACAGUCCGGCUUAAGGUACUCACCAACGAACGCUGUCUCACUCUAACAUAUACGCGCUACAACUUCGUAGUUCUUUGGCCCUUUGCGGCAAGCAUCGAUAUGAAAGAAUUCAUAAAAGACAUAUUUUUUAGAUAAAAUGCAUUUUUAUCAACUUUAUUACUGAAAAUUUUUUGACAUUUAAAUCGACUAGAGUCAGAUCAAGCUAACUGUCAAGUGUGCAAGUGUCAAAUUUGUAUAAAAAUAUGACGUUUAAUGUGUUAAUCCACAAUUUGUCAUGUCAAAGUGGGUGCAGCUGCAGAGGGCUUACCGCGAACCAAGUUUGACAUGUUGCCUUCCUGUCACACUUAUGUACGAAUUUACAAGUACGACAGAGAGGCAACAGGUUCGCGGUAGGUCUUCAUAGUUAGCUUGGACGGACUUGAAGCCUCUGUAAACAUAAAUAUCCAUUUUUUCUAUUAAUUUAUUGCCAUUUUUGUGUGACUAGUUACAUAUAAAAGUUGAUAAUAAUGAUAGAGAAAUUAUAAAAAAAAAUAUUAAGUGUGAAUUUCGAAAUGUAAUGCCGUCUCUAUCUACCAUAUCAGGAGACCACGUGUCGAAAGAGAACAGAUAUAGUUAGCGAUUCCGUUUUCGGGUGGGAUGUUUUGAAAAUAUAGUAUUUAUUUAGGUAUUUAAAAUAAUAUGAACUAAUAAAAAUUGGUUAUUUGGCAAAUUAUUUUUAACUAUAGACACAAAUAGUUAAAAAAUAUAAAUAUUUGGGGACGAUUUUAUACAGAUCGACCUAGGCCCAAACUAAGCAAAGCUUGUACUAUGGGUACUAGGCUACGAUAUACAUACGUAUAUAGAUAAAUACAUACUUAUAUGCAUAGAAAACACCCAUGACUCAGGAACAAAUAUCUGUGUUCAUCAGACAAAUGCCCUUACCGGGAUUUGAACCACUACCAGGGUCACUACCACUAAGCCAGACCGGUCGUCUAAUAUGAUGGUCUGAAUCUAUAGUAUUUCGUGACUAUGGUAUUAUAUCCCAGCGGCGUCAUACCAAAAAGAAUUUGAAAUAGAGGUGGAUUGUCGAAGAAAACUUUGUAGCCACAGUAAAUUUACUGCCAUCUUUCGACACAUGAUCAAUUUUAGAACGCCAUUUGACUUUGAUCAUUAUUCUUUUACUGAUAUGUUUCCAAUUUGUUCAAUGUCAAAUAGUGGCGCCAUCUUACCGGGUAAAGGCUAAAGGUUGUGGCGCCAUCUCUCCAAACGAUGCCGCCAUACCUUUGGCCUUUAAUCUAGUAGAUGGCGCCGCUUUUUGAUAUUUAUCAAAUUUAACACAUAUCAGUGAAAGAAUAAAGAUCAAAGUCAAAUAGCGUUCUAAAAGUUUUAAUCAUGUGUCGAAAGAUGGCAGUAAAUUUACUGUGGCUACAAAGUUUUCUUUGACAAUCCACCUCUAUUUCAAAUUCUCUUUGAUAUCAGUUAGGCAAAGAGUAUUUUGGCCUGGUUUCCUUUAAAAUCUAUAAAAUGCUCAAUUGACUCAAAUGAGGUAAUCUGGUGAGACACGAUAUCUAUUGAAUUUAACAUUAUACAAACCUUUUCAAGAACAGUAAAGGUUUAAAAUAUCGAUAUGGAUAAAGUGCCAAAAAUAUCUUUACGGUACUUUCCGUGCAUAUGUCGAAACUUUAAAGAGCCAUA
Molecule: messenger RNA, 2205 nt
Organism: Cydia pomonella (codling moth)
Lineage: Eukaryota; Metazoa; Arthropoda; Insecta; Lepidoptera; Tortricidae
Exons: 4
Source: RefSeq, a predicted model, not a curated record